This is a messenger RNA of Cercocebus atys (sooty mangabey), 5901 nucleotides long. RefSeq names its product acyl-coenzyme A synthetase ACSM1, mitochondrial-like. Gene Ontology annotation, cellular component: mitochondrial matrix. Gene Ontology annotation, biological process: fatty acid biosynthetic process; acyl-CoA metabolic process. NCBI's taxonomy places the organism in Eukaryota, Metazoa, Chordata, Mammalia, Primates, Cercopithecidae. Bases 2497 to 3054 code for a protein of 185 amino acids. Gene Ontology annotation, molecular function: fatty-acyl-CoA synthase activity; fatty acid ligase activity. The record is from RefSeq and is a predicted model, not a curated record. The transcript is spliced from 9 exons.
GCCGAGACUGCGCUUCGUGCGAGGCCCGGGCACCAGCGGCGGCGUGGUCAGAGGGAGCCUCGCAGAAGCUGCGGUGGUUUCCGUGUGUUGGUGGAGGAACAGGCAGGUGUUGGUGGAGGAACAGGCAGAUCUCGGCGGUCAUUUACCAUGAUGUCCUCCAGGUUCAACAAUAUGGCUCCAAAUGAUGAAAUUUCAUUCUGUUUUUCUGGCUGAAUACUCUUCUAUUUGUAAACAUCCAGCAGUUACUUUAUCCCUUCAUGUGUGGAUGGGCAGGUAAGUUUAUUCUUUAUCUUGGCAGUUGUAAAUAGUGCUGCAGUUCGCAUAGGAUGGCAGAUAUCUCUUGCAAGGACUGAUUUCUUUUGCACCGAAGGUAUACUUAGUAGUAAAAUUGUUAGAUGAAGUGGUAGUUGUAGGUUUAAUUUUUGGAGGACUGUCCCACUGGUUUUUGUAGUAUGUAUACUAAUUAACAUUCUUACCAAACGAGUUCCUCUCUGGAAAUUUACACCAGAAUUUGUGUCUCUUGAUAUUUUUUAUCACUUUGAUAACAUCCAUUUGAAUUAUAGUGAGAUGAUAUGUGUGUUGUUUUGAUUUACAUCUCUCUCAUGAUUUGUGAUGUUAUCCAAGGUUUUAAAACUUGUUUUCAAUAUUAUGCCUUCUUUGCAGAAAUGUAUGUUCAGGUUCUUUUGCCCCAUUUUGUUUGGUUAUUAGUUUCUCUUUUGUGUUUUUGCUAGUAAGUAGUGUUGCUUAGACAUUUUGAAGACAACCUUUUAUCAGAUGUAUGUUUGCCGAAACCUUUCUUGUAAACUGCAGGAUUUUUUUUUUUUUUCAUGGAUUUUUUUUUUUUAUCUGCUUGGGCACAAACUCUAGAGGGUGAUGCAGUCCCACGUGUGUCUGUUUUCUUGAUUCCCUGUGAUGUAGGUGACUGAUGAAGAAAAAAUCAUGGCCAAAUUAAUCCAUCACCCAUGAGUUUUCCGCUGUGUUUUUGUUUCGUUUUGGCACACUGUAAGCACAGAUCCCUGCUGACCUAAAUAUCCCCACACCGUAUGUCUUCUCAUGGGAGGAGCUUGAUUCUUUCAAGUUUUGUUUAUGAGUCUCUAAUUCAUUUUGAGUUGAUUGUUAUGCUUUUUACACAAUAGGGGUCCUAUUUUAUUAUUUUACACAGGGAUAUCCAAUUUUGAAAACAAUUUAUUAAACCGAUUCCCCUUCUUUGUCAUGUCUUUUGGUGUUCUUUUACAAAAUGUAUACACUACCUAGGAAUUUGGGUUUGUGAUUGAGCUCCCUCAUUCUAUCAGUUGGUCUGGAUUUCUCAGUUAAUGCCAGUCAUCCGUUUAGAUAACUAGCUUUUCAAUGUUACUUCAAAUGGAGGACAGUGAUGCAUCCCACGUACUUUGUAUUUCCAGGAUUGCUUUCGAAAUUCAGGGCGUUUCAUGGUUCCAUGUGAAUUUUAGCAUCGUUGGCAUCGUUUAAAACAAAAAAAGAAAAGAAAUUGCCCUAGAGUAUAUGUAUAUAACUAGAGGAUGCAGGGGCCAUUUUGAUAUAGGUACACCUAGCAUAUUGAUUAAAUCACAAUAUUUAGCAUCUGUGAAGUCCUCUAGGUAUUAUUUAUCUGUGGAGAAGAUAUUCAGAAUCCUUUCCAGCUAUUUGGAAAAUUCACUACAAUAUUAACCCUAGUCACCCUGCUGUAGAAGAGAAGGGCAGGAUUGAUCUCAGUUUUCUAAGUGUAACUUUGUACCCAUUACCAAUCCCUGCCCAGGUCCCUUCUCCUCAGCCUCUGGUAACCACUGUCGAACUUUCUACUUCUAUGAGGUGAAGUGUUUUAGAUUCCACAUGCAUGAGAUUAUGCAGUAUAUGCCUUUCUCUGCCUGGCUCAUUUCCUUUAACGUAAUGUCCCCCAGGUUUUUCCACAUGGCUGCAAAUGACUAGAUUUCACCCAUUUCUGUGGUUGAAGAAUAUUCCAUUCUGGAUGUAUAUUGCAGUUUCCUCAUCCCUUCAUCAAUGGAUGAACAGGACAACCGAGUCCCUGCAUAUCUCCUCUGGACACCACAGGUUAAACCUUCCAAGAGAUAGCAACAAUUGUCAAAACCUCUUCACCUUGAUAGCAAGGAAGGAGGAAGGACUCUGAAGACCUUUGAUGCCCCCUUUUCAGCAGCAGAAAUGAGAAGAUGAGAAUAUAAGUGCUUUAGAGUCAUGAAAUGUUGCCAAUGGGUGAAAAAAGAAAACGAAAAAUAAUUUUGUAACCGUUAAGCAUGAUGAAAAUGUAAAUGUCAGCUUUUACCAGCAAAAUCAGGUAGUAAGUCAUUUUACAAGAUGACAGUGAAAGAGUAUACAAAUGAAGAUGUAGUGCCAGGGAAUAUUUUUGAGGAGGGAACACAUAAGCAAUCAAGUGCAGGAUCUGGCCAGCUGUUCCAGUUGCUGACACAGGAACAAGCUACAUGUGGGACCACGGCCAGACCAGAAAUGUCACCUUGAGAGGAAUGUGGUGGUGCCCAGGUGAGGAUGUCCGUGGCACUGAAGCCCCAGAGAAGAUCAGCAUUCCCAGAACACAUCUGUAUUAAGUCACAGACCUUGGACCCGGUGGUCAUCUUCUUCAUCAGUGGGACCACAGGCCUCCCCAGGAUGGUGAAAUACAGCCAUGGGCUUACCUUACUAUCCUCUUUCCCUUCAUGCAGGAAAUUACUGAGCCUGAAGACAUCUGAUAGCAUCUGGUGCCCGUCAACUCAGGCUGGAUUCUGGCUGCCUUGGGGACCCUGUUUGAACCAUGGACAAGAGGGUGUACAGUCUUCAUCCAUUAUGUGCGGCAGCUUGACACCAAGGUCAUCGUACAGGGUAACCCAGAGAAAACAGUCAAAGUGGAAUGUGGGGUCUACAUUCUACAACACCAGGAACAGAACAACUAUGGAUGAAGAGGGCUACAUCUGGUUCCCGGGGAGGAGUCAUGACACUAUCAAUGCCUCUGGACUUCAUCGCCCCCAAGACCUGGUGUUGGGUCUUAUUGCCCCAACAUUCCUGGCUGCCCAACGUGGGGCAACAAAGACCCUGGUAAAGGAACACUAGAGCGUGUGAAAGCAGAGGAAGCAUUGUCAAAGGACACCCAAGGACGUCUAAAAGAAGCUCAGCAGGAAAGCUAAGUGCUCAGAAGAACGAGGGUAACAAUGGGACAAAGUGAAAGCAGACAUUCUGCUUAUUUCAAUUUCUUAAGGCAUUUAUUACGAAGAGGGAGAAUGAAAGUUAGUACUCAGAAUUUGUUAUCACUCUUUAGUACAGUAAAGAAGUUUUGCCCAUGGUUUCUAGAACAAGGGACUAUGGAGUUGGAUGAAUGGGAGAGAAUUGGUUUGAUGCGGCAGAUUCAGACGAGGAAGAGGACGAGUGUUAAAAACUAACUUCAGAUUCUGAGUGUGAGGAAGAGCUACUGGAGGAGAUUAAUGAAAAGAAGGGAAAACUAAAAAAGGUAUGUUUUACUGGCCUGUCGGCUCCAGCUCCUGAAUUAAGUGAAUGGCCACCUCCUCUCUCUCCUCUUAAUGGGUGAGAAAAUAAAUUAGCUGAAAAACUUACUGCUCCUGUAGUUGCAACAUUAAAACCUGGAGCAAUUGAUGGUGCUAUACAAAAUUCAAUUUAAAAAGCUAGAGCUGAGGGAGACCUUGAAGCAUGGCAAUUUCCCGUUACUAUAAUCAGCAGGGAGGACAGACUAUAGCUAAUUGGGCCACUUUUCCUUUUAAGUUACUAAAGGAAUUUAAGCAAGCCAUUAGUCAAUAUGGACCAAACUCUCCUUUUGUGUAAACUUUAUUUUAAAAUAUGGCUCUUGAUAAUAGAUUAAUACCAUAUGAUUAGGAUAUUUUGAUAAAAAUCUGUUCUCACUCCAUCUCAGUACCUGCAGUUAAAAACCUGGUGGGCUGAUGAAGCUCAAAUGCAGGCAAGGGAAAACACACAAGUGCAGCCACCUGUGCCUGUUUCCUUUGACCAGCUAAUGGGAAUCAGCCCUAAUUGGGGUCAGUUAGAAAAUCAAGCAGUAAUGGAGGAUGUUGCCAUUGUUCAGCUGUGCCGUGUGCUUACAGGCAUGAGAAAGGAUAAAUGUUACAGGGGAAAAAUAUGCUUCUUUCAGUUCUGUCCAACAAGGACCUAAAGAACCAUAUAUUGAUUUUAUUGCUCAGCUCCAAGAGGCUGUGUAUAAAGCCUUAACUGAUAAAACAGCUCAUGAUGUUGUAAUACAGCUUCUUGCAUAAGAUAAUGCUAAUGCAGAGUGUCAAACUGCUAUUAGACCCCUGAGAGAGAAGGCUCAUUGAGCUGAAUAUAUUAAGGCUUGCAGUGGCAUUGGAGGUAACUUACAUAAGGCUACUGUUUUAUCUCAGGCUAUGGUUGGAUUAAGAGUAGGAAAGAAUAUGCCCCAUUUCUCAGGCUCUUGCUUUAAUUGUGGGAAAUUUGGACACACAAGAAAGGAAUGUAAAAAAGGAAAUCAAAAGGCAAAAACUACCAUCAAUCAACAGAAAAGUCCCAGUUUAUGUCCCCAGUGUAAGAAAGGCAAUCACUGGGCAAGUCAGUGUCAUUCUAAAUUUAGUAAAGAUGGACAACCUCUUUCAGGAAAUGGGAAGAGGGGUUCAAGACCGAGGCAUACCUGGCACAGCCAGUGCCCUUACGAAUGUACAAUUGUCCCCCACCUCAGCAGGCAGUGCUUCCAUAGACCUCUACAGCACAAUUCCUGUGUCCUUACUUCCUGGGGAGCCACCAAAGAACGUCCUCAUGGGAGUUAGGGGAACUUACCCUCAGGAACAGUCAGUCUAUUACUUGGAAGGUCUAUCCUAAAUUUAAAAGGUGUACAUACAGGAAUAAUUGACUCUGAUUAUACCACAGAAAUUCAAUUAGCUAUUCAUUCCUCAACUCCAUGGUCUGCCUUCCCAGGAGAAAGAAUUGCUCAGUUGUUGCUGUUACCUUACAUAAAACUACGAAGCAGCACAGUGAAAAGAACAGGAGGCUUUGGUAAUACUAAUCCAGCAGGAAAGGCUGUGUAUUGGGUUAAUCAAGUGUCUGACAAAAGAUCUAUUUGCACAGUAACUAUUCAGGGAAAAGAUUUUGAAGGACUAGUAGAUACUGGAGCUGAUGUCUCUAUUAUUGCUAUAAAUCAAUGGCUCUGGCACUGCCCUAAGCAAAAGGCAUCCAUUGGUGGUGUUGGAGUAGGAGCUGCCUCGGAAGUUUUUCAAAGUUCUUUGAUUUUACCAUGUCAAGGGCUGGAUGGUCAGGAAGGGACAAUCCAACCUAUCAUUACACCUAUUCCUGUCAAUUUAUGGGGUAGAGACUUAUUGCAACAAUGGGAUACUGAAAUAUCUAUUCCUACAGAUCAAUAUAGUAAUAAUAGUAGAAAAAUGAUGAGAAAUAUGGGAUAUCACCCAGGAAAAGGAUUAGGAAAAGAUAAAAUGGCCAAUCAGAACCUUUAGAAUUAAAAGGGCAAACAGAUCGGACUAGAUUGGGGUAUCAUUUUUAGCAGCGGCCAUUGUUGAGCCUCUGGCUCCCAUUCCUCUUGUUAGGCUAACUGACAAACUGGUUUGGGUGGAGCAAUGGCCACUGAAACAGGAAAAACUGGAGGCUUUAAAAGAACUGGUGCAGGAACAAUUGCAAAAGGGACAUAUAGAGCCUACUUUCUCCCCUUGGAAUUCUCCUGUAUUUGUCAUUAAGAAAAAAUCAGGGAAAUUGAUAAUGUUAACAGAUUUAAGGGUUGUUAAUGCUGUGAUUCAACCCAUGGGCAUAGUAUAACCAGGGCUGCCCUCCCCAACAAUGAUUCCAAAAUACUGUCCUCUCAUAGUGAUAGAUCUAAAGGAUUACUUUUUUACCAUUCCUUUAGCUGCCCAAUAUUAUGAAAAAUUUGCUUUUACUGUUCCCACCGUAAAUAAUAAAGAACCAGUGACACGGUGA